Messenger RNA from Fusarium odoratissimum NRRL 54006, 120 nucleotides. RefSeq lists its product as uncharacterized. The transcript has 2 exons. The coding region runs from base 1 to 120 and encodes 39 amino acids. NCBI's taxonomy places the organism in Eukaryota, Fungi, Ascomycota, Sordariomycetes, Hypocreales, Nectriaceae. The record is from RefSeq and is a predicted model, not a curated record.
AUGCCGCCACAUGAUCCGGAUUCAACAGUAGUCAACGCGUUCGCGGUGCCGACGCGCCUUGCCUCCGUUCAUGAUCUUCGGGCGUGUAAACGCGUUGUCUCCGAGGUGAGGGCUUCGUGA